UUGCAAGUAUAACUGCACCACUUCUUUGUUUGCUGUCACUGCUUGAGGACAACUUGAACUACAAAGUGGGACAAAUAAACUACUGCAAACGGACCUUAGAUUUUUUUUUCCUUCUGCAUACUAAUACAUCUUUUCUGCGUGAUAGUUCAAGUUUGCUGCAUUAAUUGGCUCAGGUGCUUGUUUUAUUACACUGAGGCUUUUAAAUACUUUUAAUUUGUGUUGACUUCUGCAUGUAGUCUAUUUUAAAUACACCUUCCUGCUUCACAUUUUUUCAAUAGAAUUUUGCUUUUAGCAUAACUUUUUUUAAAUUAUUAUUUGCGCAAGACUAAACACAUGAAGAUGUUGUUAUGCUUUAAUGAUAGUUAACACCUUUUUGUAAGGUAUUUUAUUAUUUGUUUUUGUUUUUUUUUCAUUGAGCUGGUUGUUUUUGUGAGCGCACACUUUGAUUAACUUUGGUCUAAUCCUACACAUUACUUGUUCUAUUAAAAUAAAGUCUUGAGGAUGCAGCUGUUUUUCUUUGCUGUAGUCUUGCUUUCGUUUUAUGAUCUUGGUAAAGCUGAGCCGGGACCGAAGUGCCCAGCGCGCUGUGAUGUGAGCAAAUGCCCCAGCCCCAGUUGCCCAAGCGGCUAUGUACCUGACCGCUGUAACUGCUGCCUGGUGUGUGCGCACGGCGAGGGGGACCCUUGCGGGCGUAAAGAUGACUUACCCUGCGGAGACGGACUGGAGUGCAAGCAGCCGACAGGCAAGCGCUUAGCAAAAGGUGUCUGUCAGUGCAAACUAGGCUACAAGGUGUGUGGCAGCGACGGCAAAACUUACCACAAUGUUUGCCAGCUUAAAGCAAAGAGCAGGAAAGCGCUACAGCAAGGACUGCCCACUAUUACACAGGUCCAGAAAGGAGCUUGCGAAUCAGGUCCCCAACACCCCGACAGUCCAAGAUUCAAGUUUAACUUCAUUGCAGAUGUCGUUGAGAAGAUUGCACCUGCAGUCGUGCAUAUUGAGCUCUUCUUAAGACAUCCACUGUUUGGCCGCAAUGUCCCUUUGUCCAGUGGUUCAGGAUUUAUUAUGUCUGACACUGGCCUGAUUGUGACGAACGCCCACGUUGUAUCAAGCACAAGCACAAGUGUAGGUCGACAGCACCUGAAAGUGCAACUACACAAUGGUGAUACUUACGAGGCCACAAUCAAAGACAUUGACAAGAAGUUAGACAUAGCAACGAUAAAGGUUAACCCUCAGAAAAAGCUGCAGGUGUUGUUGCUGGGCCUCUCUUCUGACCUCAGGCCUGGAGAAUUUGUUGUUGCUAUAGGGAGCCCCUUUGCUUUGCAAAACACAGUAACAACAGGGAUUGUCAGCACGGCUCAGAGAGAUGGGAAAGAGCUGGGCCUCAGGGACUCCGAUAUGGACUACAUUCAAACAGACGCUAUUAUCAAUUAUGGGAAUUCAGGAGGCCCUCUAGUAAAUCUGGAUGGAGAGGUGAUUGGAAUCAAUACCCUAAAGGUGACUGCUGGAAUCUCAUUUGCUAUUCCUUCUGAUCGAAUCACACAGUUCCUCAACGAGUCUCAUGACAAACACAACAAAGAGGUUAAAGCUGUAAAGAAGCGUUUCAUUGGCAUACGAAUGCUUACUAUUACCACUGCCUUGGUUGAAGAACUGAAGCAGCAGAAUGCAGAUUUCCCUGAUGUCAGCAGUGGCAUCUACGUGCUUGAAGUCGUUCCAGACUCCCCAGCUCAAAAAGGUGGAAUCAAAGGUGGGGACAUCAUUGUCAAACUAAAUGGACGGCCUUUGUCGACAACCAGUGAGUUGCUGGAAGCUGUGGUAAAUGAAUCUGCGUUGCUGCUGGAGGUUCGCAGAGGGAAUGACGACUUGCUCUUCAACAUUGAACCUGAUGUCAUAAUGCAGUGAAACUGGACUACAGCCAUUUUGAACUGUGAACAUGGUCCUUCAAAUGAGGGUGUUUUACCUGGCUAUAUUUCAGCGAGUCAGUGUGACUGCUGGAAUUCACUGUUCCCAAUUACUGCAGGCCUGGUUACAAAUAUAGUGGCAUACUGAACCAGUAAUGAUAUUUACAAAAUUGGAGUUGUUUAAUGUAGUUGUCAUUUAGAAUUUUUAUCAGCGCCCUUUUUGCACACAGUACUGUACAGAAAACAACGUGUUUGGAAUUAAAAUAUAGAUAUAUCAUCUUGGUGAACGGUACUUCAGAGGAAGUGCAGUGUAUUGAUUUCUCUAUAUUCGACAUGUCAAGGAAACAACCUCUGCUCUAUAAGUAAAUAUGCAAAACAAAAUGACGUUGGUUUAGGAAAACUAAAUAUAUGCAACGUAUAUGUUCAUUCUAAAAAGGGUCUAUAUAUACUGUAUGUAAGUUAAGGCCAGAUGGGCUCAUGUUUAUCUUGUCAUGAAGCAACGUGUGAAUUUCAGAAUAAUUCUUAUAGAAUUGAUGUCAUAGCAAUGUGCAACGAUCUUUGCAACAGAAAUGUCACAAAAAUCCAGCUGUGCGGACCUGCAGCUGCUGUAGUUGUGUAGCUGUUUGUUUUAGUGUAAUACCAUUAUACCACAAUACCAAAAACUUGUACAUGUUUUGUUGUUCUAGUAAUCAGUGCUAAAAUAAAUGUUUACAAAAACACAAUUUCUAAAAAUAAUUUACAAGCAACACAAGUGAAUAUCAGGUAUUUGGGACGUACCAAUUACUCAAAAGAAACCUGUUAUUUUGAAAAGUUUUGUUUUCCUUAAAGCGGUCAGGCCAUCUUGGCACACUAAUUCACUGCCUCGGCUCCUCCACCUGCUGGACUUCUUUAGGGUUAAUUACAGUAAACAGAGAGCCUACUAAAAGCGAACUGAAGACAUAAGGAAUGUGCUUCAUUAAUGUGCUUAGUCUUAUUUGGAUACAAUCUGUUGUUCCAGCAAUAGGGUGUGUCUGAACUUUAGGAAACAACUUCACUGCUGGACCAUAGUUAACUUCUCAUUUUGUGGAUGUGAAAGUAUUUAUUUUAGCAGGGAGGUAUUCAACCUUUUUAGAUACAUUUUUAUGUCCCUUAUUACUAAAUACAUUGUUGUUUUACAAGUGACUUUUUAAAAAAUGAAAAAAAAAAAAAAAACGUUUGAACUAUGUCAUCUAAAUUGCUAUUUAUCCCUUUAAGUCACAGGUUACAUAACUGAAUUGUGUUGGUGUGUUGAUAAAUGGCAUUUUUUCAGGAAACAACCUAUAAGAGACUGCACAAGCAUGAUUCUUAAAGUUUAUUACAGUAAACCAUAAACUCAUAGAAGAGUCGUAUGGUAAAGCACUAGAAAGUGUGGUGGUUUAAGUAUACUAUGCGAACCAAUUGGGGCUACCAGUACAUGGGUGAACCACACCCUUUUCCCUUUCUAUAAAAUUAGCAACAUUUAAAUUAUCCUGUAUAAUUGUACUUAUAAAAAUAAUGACAAAAGCCUAUCAUAAUGGAUAUAUUUGGAAAAAAAGGUAUUGGCAAGAACCAUAGCAUUGAUCAUCACUUUAAUGGAGAACUUUCUGCCACCAGAGCAACACAUUUUUUAAUAGCCUUUUUACACAAGCUUAAUGUAACUUCCUCAUAACAUACAGGAUUGUAAAACUUUCAACUGGCAGUGCCAUUACUUUAUAUAUGGUAAGGGGGGGGGUUAUAGCUUUUUGUGACUUCUGCAAACAGUCUGCUUUCAGAGUCAAUAAACUAACAACAUUUUUUUGGCACCCAAACCCCUACUUCAAGGGGAAUAUAAGGUACAUAAUUAACUUUCUUAAGGCACCCUGCUACCAUUAACAAUUGGACGAGAUCAGUCAAUACUGACGGAAUCAGUGAGAUUUCAGCAAUACCAUCUAAAUUCUUUUGGUCUCUUGAUUAUUCCCAUUGAACAUGAUUUGCUUCCUGCAAGCACUGCAUGUUGUAUUAUUAACAAAUUAAGGCAAUGCAGCGUUUAUUUAAAAGUGGACAGCAUUUACAGAAUGCAUCACCUUUGACAGGUUCAUGGCAGCAAUGGGAAUCAGACUGAUGGUAGUUAAGUUAUAUCAGUGAAAUAAAGACAAUGGGAAUAUCCUGAAUAAACAGGAUUCAGCUGUACUUCAACAUUGCACAGGGGAGCAGUAAACAGAACAGUGUUUGGAUUGGCAUUGCUGAAUAUAAACACUGUACUCUUAUAAAAGCCUUUAUAUGGAAAAUGAGUGUUUACUGCAGGAUAUUUUUUCAGUAUGCUGUACCAAACCAGGAGAGUUUGUAUGGUUAAUAUGAAAAAUGCCCACUUUCCCUCAUCUGACAUUUGACUACUUACAUAAAUUAAAUUAAACUGGAACUGCUUUUAGAGUCAUUCAAUCAUCUCAUACCAAUUACCCUUCUAAAGAUACACAAUAUAUGAACGCAUAUUCCCUACAACUGCGUAUUUGGAGUAUAUCUAAACACUCUGGAGUGUCAUAUUGUGAAAUUCCACCCCAAGCCUUCCUCUUCCCUGCCAAAGGGAAUUAGUAGCCAAGUGAAUUUGAACAAGUUGGAACACUUGCUGUCCAAAUGAGAUUGCUCCCUCUAUUCUAGCCAUGUUAAUGAUACAUAUCUGCUUUGUAAAAAUGUAUGCUAAGAAGUUUAGUUGAAGGCAUGUCUCUGUAAUUUACUAUACAAGUAUUUGUUUCCUAUUUGGCACGUGUCUGAAUGUUGGCCUUGGGUCAUCUCCCCUUUUGGUGGAUGCUCUAAUACCAACAGCAAUUCUGAACGUACUGUUUCUUCCUGGGCAUGUAUAAAAACAUAUAUAUUUCUCAAAAAACAAACAAACAAAACAAAACAAAAAACCCCAACACAUUCUAAAUAUUUGCCAUUUAUUUUCUUUAAAAUAACUCCCAGAAGCUAGAUUUAUUUGCUUUCAUUUCAGCACCAAACUCUUAUUUUGAACGAGGACAACCCAGGAGUCAGAUGGAAGCACUUAGUAAUAGGAGGGAUUUGUUUUUUUUAAUACUGCAAUGUUUGAAUAUUGUUCUCUGUAUUGAGGACCCACCUGCAGUAUAUCAGUAAUUAAGGAGGGCACUCAUUAAGACGGCUUCUGGCCAACACAACUGACCAGCACACCUGACUAGAAGAAUGCAAGCUACCACCCUGGCAUACUUCAUACCAUCCACUUUGGGUAACAAUGAAUGUGUAACAGUAGCCUUUGAACUGUGGUUUGUAUUUGCAGAUUAAACCACUGUGUUCUAUAAAAUAUAGCUUUGUAGAGCACAUGUAUACACAUAGAGCACAUGUAUGUCCUUUAGGUAGUGUUGUAUUCAAAUUUUAGUUGAUCCUAAAUGGCAUGUGAUAAUGACAGUUUUUUUGUGUAAGUUUACACCAGUUAAGAUAUGUGCUUUUCAGAAAGGACCCUUCCAUCAUGAGAGUAACAACACUAAUAUUUUUGUACCUAUCUUAAAUAUUAAACACUGUUUUAAAACCCAAGAUAACAGCUGUGAAAACUGGGAAAACAGACAAACAUGUUUUGUUUGAUUUAUUGUUAAGGUGUGGAAAAAGCAACAAGUAAAUAAUCUAAUCUAAUCUAAAUAAUAUAAGAUGAACUUUAAUGCGUGAUAAUACAGUGUUUGACAGCUUUGUAGCUCUUUACUUUUUGGAACCCAGUGCUCUUGGACAAAGUUAAGUGUAAUGUGAUCAUUUAUUAGCACAAUCUAGUUUUCUUAUUUAAUCCUCAAUGUUUAUAUAGCACAUUUAAUUGUCAUAACAGUUUCUAUUUUAUUUACUUUCAAAGUUUAUGGUUUCCAUCUGUUAUUUUUCAGCGGGUCACCCAAAGCCAUUCUCACAACCAGGCUUUAGUUUACACAGAAAUUACUCAGAUUACUCAGUGUACACAAAAAAAAAAAAAUUAAAAUAUAAAUAAAUAGGAGUCGAUGUUGUAAGCAUGUAGGAUUUGUAAGAGUGUUUAACUGUUUAACUUUGAAGGACAAAAUGUGUCAGUAAACUUCCAAAUGUUUUAUAUAUUUGAGGACAUGCUGAACUAUUGAUGGAUACGCCUUCCUGAAAUGAAUCGCACAUUAAGAAGUCUCACCAUCAUGAAUGCUAUUAACCAUUUGUGCUUAUGUUCUUUUAAAUGGGCCAGUUAACAUUAUUUGACAUGUCACACAUCUUCAUGUGUUUCAAUAAAGUUAACAGGAUAUAGAUAUAAUAAUGAAAAAAAAAACUUCUUUAUCACUUUCCAUACCCUUAUAAAGCGUUACCGCUGUAUUUUAGAAUGGUAUUUUUUUCAGCUUUACCAUGCUUCUCCCAUGGUUAUCCCAUAGUGUUGCUCAAAUACAGUUACCCUACUUCUUUAAAA
This is a messenger RNA of Polyodon spathula (Mississippi paddlefish), 6282 nucleotides long. RefSeq names its product HtrA serine peptidase 3b (gene htra3b). The transcript has 9 exons. The record is from RefSeq and is a predicted model, not a curated record. Gene Ontology annotation, molecular function: serine-type endopeptidase activity; protein binding. The coding region runs from base 502 to 1899 and encodes 465 amino acids. Gene Ontology annotation, cellular component: extracellular region. Gene Ontology annotation, biological process: proteolysis. Lineage: Eukaryota; Metazoa; Chordata; Actinopteri; Acipenseriformes; Polyodontidae.